Messenger RNA from Porites lobata, 1161 nucleotides. The record is from the annotation of a GenBank genome assembly. Lineage: Eukaryota; Metazoa; Cnidaria; Anthozoa; Scleractinia; Poritidae.
AACGGUGGCAAGCACCCAGCUAGCCUGACUUCUUUGUUAUAUCUACCGAGGGAGAAAGGGGGUAGAGGCCUGCGAUCAGUCGAACACGAGUACAAGAUCACUAAAAUCAAAUCGCUACUGAAACUGUAUCAGAACCCGGACCCGACUGUGGAAGCAGUUAGAGAAUUUGAAGAACACGCCAUGGCAUCAGGCCACCAGUCGCUCGUAAAGGAAGCAGCUAAGUACGCUGAAGAACUCAACAUCACCCUUCAGCUUGAUACCCUAAAUCCCGUGUGUGUUACAACAGAUGGAAAGGUGGUAACUGCAGCAAGAGCUGGGAAUCUGUUGAAGCAAUCUCAAGAGAAGCAGUUCUUGGAGAGCGCUAAAGACAAAAAGUGGCAAGGAAAGUUAUUCCGUAUCAGAUGGGAAGAUGAGAGCCUAAGCACAGCCAGCUGCUUUGCAUGGUUAAAAGGUUGGGCUACAUGCCCUACACAUACCAUCGCGGGCAUGUAUGAACUGUAUGAGCAGUUGUUACCUACGAAGCUCUACACAAAGGAGAAGACGCAAACCUCCACCGACGGCGAAGUUCUGUGCAGGUUAUGUGGGAAGGUAGCUGAGAGCGUUGCACAUGUACUGGCUGGAUGUUCCUCCCUGGCACAAACCAAGUACCUAUACAGGCAUAAUGCAGCUUUGAAGAUUCUGUUUUUUGAGCUCCUGCGAGAGCAUGGGUUAAUGGAAGAGGUUCCACCAUGGUACUCACCGGUGAUGCCAAAACCAGCCUACCAGAACACCACGAGUGAGGCGUUUUGGGAUAUUCCCAUCUAUGCAGAGCACAACGAAGUUAGAGCAAAUCGGAUCGACGCGCGACUUGUCAACCACGAGAGGAAAGAAGUCUGCACAAUUGAAAUGAGCUGCCCAUGGAUUGAGAGUAGAGCUAAGAAAGAUGAGGAAAAGACACUCAAGUAUGGGCCCAUGAUGUGGGAGCUGAAGCAGAGAUACAAUGGUUACAGGGUUGAACAGUUCAACGUAAUAAUUGACGUACUGGGGGGUUACUCUAAACACCUAGAGAAGUCGGUGAGGAAGCUACUUGGAGCGAGAGCACGGAGCGUACUUGAGCGAAUGCAGAAGUCGGUCAUCUCAAACACUUUAAACAUUGCCAGAACAUUUAAGAUAAAUACUUAG